AUCGGGAAAGCAGAUAUCCUAGAUUUUUUGCAUCAUCUAUCAUUCCGAAGAGAAGCAGAUGGCCAUCGCCAGCUCUGGAGAUCUCUCCGCGGCAAUUGGGUCAGAUCACGACCGACUAAAAGAUCUGAAAGCCUUUGAUGACACCAAAACUGGCGUCAAAGGACUAGUGGACGCUGGCAUCGUCAAGAUCCCCAACAUUUUCAUCCGGCCGCCGGAGGACAUGAUCAUGACGUCAGCUUCUGAUCUGAUCGAUAUCCGUAUUCCAAUCAUAGAUAUGGAAGGCGUGGAAAGCGAUCGACGGUUGGAGAUUGUUGAUGAGAUCCGAAAUGCGUCCGAAUCUUGGGGCUUCUUUCAAGUAGUGAAUCAUGGGGUCCCUGUAAGUUUACUGGAUGAGAUGAUUAAAGGUGUUUGUAGGUUUUUCGAGCAACCAGAUGAGGUGAAGAUGGAAUACUACACGCGUGAUUUGAAGAGAAAGGUGCAGUAUUCUAGCAAUUUCGAUCUGUACCAAUCAACGGCUGCGAAUUGGAGGGACACGUUCUUUUGUGUGAUGGCCCCUGAUCCGUUGGAAUCUCAUGAAUUGCCCGCCGCUUGCAGGGAAAUAAAAAUGGAGUAUUCAAAGCAUGUCACAAGGUUAGGGACCACCCUAUUUGAGCUACUCUCAGAAGCACUUGGUCUCGACCCUAACUAUCUAAAAGACAUGGAUUGUGCCAAAGGCCAUACUCUUCUAUCUCACUACUACCCCCCAUGCCCGGAGCCUGACCUCACCCUCGGAACCACCCAUCAUUCGGACCCUGACUUCCUUACUAUCCUACUCCAAGACCAUAUUGGUGGCCUCCAAGUUCUUCAUCACAAUCAAUGGGUCAAUGUUAGCCCAGUGCAUGGAGCUCUUGUAGUCAACAUUGGAGAUCUUCUACAGCUUAUUUCCAACGACAAGCUCAAGAGCGUGGAGCAUAGAGUGCUGGCCAACCGUGUGGGCCCAAGGAUAUCCGUGGCAUGCUUCUUCACCACACAUUUUCAUCCAUCCACCAGAGUAUAUGGCCCAAUCAAAGAGUUGGUGUCUGAUGGGAAUCACGCAAAAUAUAAGGAAACCACGGUCAUAGACUUCAUUACUUACUACAAUUCAAAAGGUCUUGAUGGGAAAUCUGCCCUAGACCAUUUCAAGCUGUGAAAGAUAUCUACAUGCAUGGCUUAAGAGUUCCAUGGUAGUUUUUCACCAUAGACUUGUCCUCUCACGUGUGUCACUGAUGUACAACUAUGAAGAAAACUCAAACAUGUGGGUUCCACUGUAUGUGGGGAGAAUAUCUCUAACAUCAGGUGAUCAAGCAAUCCGAACCAUUCAAUUAAUGGCAAUCAAAUCAUGGUUCUAACGGACAAGUUGGGUUGACUCA
Molecule: messenger RNA, 1388 nt
Organism: Magnolia sinica
Lineage: Eukaryota; Viridiplantae; Streptophyta; Magnoliopsida; Magnoliales; Magnoliaceae
Product: 1-aminocyclopropane-1-carboxylate oxidase homolog 1-like
Exons: 3
Coding region: 59-1168 (369 amino acids)
Source: RefSeq, a predicted model, not a curated record